This is a messenger RNA of Closterium sp. Naga37s-1, 1467 nucleotides long. The record is from the annotation of a GenBank genome assembly. Lineage: Eukaryota; Viridiplantae; Streptophyta; Zygnematophyceae; Desmidiales; Closteriaceae.
AUGGCGCCAGUGGCGCUAGCGGCCGGCACGGCGCAUCGUCGUCGGAAAUGGCCGGAAGCGCGUCCUCUAGUCUCUGGACGCGUCACACGCAAGGCGCUGGUGCUUAUUAAGGAGCUGAAAACGAAGCCGCCUGCUAACGAGGAUGAGCUGCAUCAAAGGCUCGAAAACUGGGUGAAGGGCGUGCGGCCGCACCGCCGGGAUUUGAUUGACACGAUCAAAGAGAUGGACACGGCUGAUACUAGGGAGCUGCUGUGCCAGGUCAUGCAGUGGUCCCUAUCGGAGGAAUGGUACGAGGCUGACGCUCGGGACUACACGAAGCUGGUGGAGAGGCUCGGCAAGGACGGGCGGCUGGGGGAGAUGGAGCGAGCGUUCACAGGCAUGGAGGCGGACGGGAUAGCUCCAGAUUUGAUUUCGUUCUCUGUGAAGAUCAAUGCUUAUGGGCGGGCCAAGGAGGUGGAAAAGGCAGAGGCGGCAUGGGAGGAAAUGAGGCUGCGUGGCAUUACUCCUGACGCCAAGGCAUACACCACCAUGAUGACCGUCUAUGGCAAGGCGGGGCAGCCGGACAAGGCAGAGCAGCUGCUAGACGCCAUGCUCGCUGCUGCCUGCAAGCCCUCCCCUGUCACUCUCUGCUCCCUGGUUACUGCUUAUGGGCUGGCUGGCCGCCCUGACGACGCCCAGAGGGUCUUUGACAAAGUGCUGGCCCAGACCGACAUUAAACCGGACUGCCAUGUAUUCACGGCCCUGUCAGCAGCCUUCGGAUUGAACGGGCGCACAGAUGAGGCAGUAGCAGCGUUCAAGCGCAUGCUGGCUGCGGGGCUGGCCCCUGACGACCGCUCUGUGGCCCGGCUUGUGGAGGCGCAUGGCAGCAUGGACAGACAGCUGGACCGACAGCUGGCGCUGCUGGCUGGAGGGGUGGAGGGAGGAGCAGUGGGAGGAGCAGCGGGAGGCGAGGAGGGAGGAAAGGAGGGAGGGGAGGGGAGGAGAGGGGAAGAGGGGGUGGGAGUGGGGAGGAGGGAGGCGAGUGAGGAGGAGAAGCUGAGGUGCAGGCAGGCAGUGAAGCUGGUGUUGGAGCUGGAGGGGGCGGGUAUCCGGCCAGGCGUGGAGACCUAUACGGCUCUCAUUUCUUUGUUUGCCAGCCACGGGUUGGUGAGGGAAGCAGCAGAGGUGUUUGAGGAGAUGCAAAGGGUGGGGUUGCAGCCCAACGCCAGGACGUACACUCGUCUCUUCCAGGCCUACGCGCUCGCAGGGGACUUGGACAGCUGCUCCCAGGUUCGGAAGACAAUGCAGGUGCUGGGGUGGACUCUUAACCCACCCAUAGUCCGGGGCAUGGUUCGUGCACUGGUGGCAGGGGGACAGGGUGCUGCGGCUGCAGAUUUGGUGAGAGAAGCAGAGGAGGAGGAAGGGGUGGUGGUUGAUGGAGAUGUGAAGGAAAUGGCUCAGCAGCAUGCAAGGGAGUUGAUGCACUGA